Kickxella alabastrina is the source of this 595-nucleotide messenger RNA. RefSeq lists its product as uncharacterized. The transcript has 2 exons. The record is from RefSeq and is a predicted model, not a curated record. Lineage: Eukaryota; Fungi; Kickxellomycota; Kickxellomycetes; Kickxellales; Kickxellaceae. The coding region runs from base 171 to 389 and encodes 72 amino acids.
CAAUAAUAGAGAAUGUAUAUGUAUUGUAAUGGUCUCAGGGGCAGCCUUUAUCUCUACGAUAUCUGUUUUGCAUCUAAUUGAGGAUUAUCAUUUGUUUGCCACAAAAAAAGUACUGCGAUUUUGGCAGAUACAAAAGUUACCACAUUCCAGACAACUCGUUGCAAAUAGGCAUGCGUUUGUGCAUUUGGCUAUCUGCCAUACUGGUCGGUUCUGGGUGCAAUGCUGCGCUUCAACUUCACAAACUCACAAUAGACAUGGCACCUGGUUUCUUAAGACCAGACGGCCAGGGCGUAUCGCAUAAUCCGCAUGGCAUACGCGCUCGCAAGAUGGGAGACCCGCCUGUAUUCACUGCAACCCUGCGGCCAUUGAUGCGCCCGACACCGAUUUGACAAGCUUUAUGUGUUGGCAUGCCCAGGUAAACAAUUUCUUUUUAAUUCGCGCAUCUGGAAAACCAACGGAGAUAGCCGUCCAUUAAAGCCGUUUGUAGCAUACACAGGACAUACAUCUGCACAUUUUUCAUUUCUUAUGAUUCAAUAUCCAAUUUUGACAUUGUUUUCAUGUAUUUUCUUUUUACAGACCCGUAAACAAGUUGACA